AUGAAGCGCUACGCCAUCGUGGGGACGCCCACACCGGGCGAUGGCUGGUCGUCAUAUUUCGAUUCAUGGCGUACAGAGGACACUCAAGUGCCUACUUACAGUGAACCGGUGAUUGUGGACGAUGAGUCGCACCCCGAUCUGAGUGACCUUCGAUUCAACAUGGAUAUGGAGGUCGAUUGGACGAUGGACAUGCAAUCACCCUAUGUCGGUGCCGCGAUGCACAGCAACGGCCACAACUUGAACUUGAAUGGAAAGACGAGAUUAAAUGUUGCUCAUCCCGACCAUCAACGGCAUGGAUUGCAGCGGCAUGACGUCGACGCAUGGCAACGACCGUGGCUGGUGCAGCCCAAUGACGACGUUUUGGGCCCCCUGCAUCAGAUUCAGAUAGGCGCGGGCGUUCCAGGGAGCACAGACCCGCGGAGGGGCAGGGGCACUGGCACUGGCACUGGGAAGCAUGCCUAUGAUGCUCGAAGUCAAGCCCAGGUCCCCGCCCAGGUCCAAGCCCAAGGCCAAAACCAAGCACCAGCCAACACUCACCCCCAUUCCGGCUUGGGUGUUAGGCGGGCGUUGAAAGUCAAGGUCAGUAACUGCCCCCACCAUUGCCCACCAUUUGCAUCAUUAUUCCCCGUCCAUGGCAUCACUGCACCUCAUGGUUUCUUGGUCCUUCUCUUCCCUGCCUUGCCUGCACUCUAUCUGGUUUCCGGUUUUCACUUUCGACAAACUUGGUCCUCCCUGCAGCUCAAUACAGAUGCAUGUGGUGUAAGUGAGAGCUUGAAGCUUCAAAAAAAGAACAGAGUUCCCUCCAACUACACACUCGACCAACAACCACUUACAGUUACUGGAAUCGCUUGCAGUGGGCUUAUUCAGCUUCACCUACGCACCUCAUAA
Exophiala bonariae is the source of this 888-nucleotide messenger RNA. RefSeq lists its product as uncharacterized. Bases 1 to 888 code for a protein of 295 amino acids. The transcript has a single exon. NCBI's taxonomy places the organism in Eukaryota, Fungi, Ascomycota, Eurotiomycetes, Chaetothyriales, Herpotrichiellaceae. The record is from RefSeq and is a predicted model, not a curated record.